Messenger RNA from Rhipicephalus microplus (southern cattle tick), 6512 nucleotides. RefSeq names its product inositol polyphosphate-4-phosphatase type I A-like. NCBI's taxonomy places the organism in Eukaryota, Metazoa, Arthropoda, Arachnida, Ixodida, Ixodidae. Gene Ontology annotation, cellular component: cytoplasm. The record is from RefSeq and is a predicted model, not a curated record. Gene Ontology annotation, molecular function: phosphatidylinositol-3,4-bisphosphate 4-phosphatase activity.
UAUGCGCUGGCGUUAGUUCUUGUUUGAAGCGUAUUUUUGUUUGCGAAGGCGUUUCGUGCUCUUAUUAAGGAGCCCGCACAUACAUGCGUAGGUUUCGUCGGUUUCGUUCGCCAAAUGUUUCGCUCGUACGCUGUAACUGCAGCGAUCGCCGGAAAAGAAACAGCGGUGCGGUUGCUUUGAGCCGGACCGGAUGAAUUUCGCUGCCAAUGCGAUUCAAUGCCAAAGAAAUUGCCGCCGUCGCAUCACAGCCGUCGUACAAAUUCGAAAAGGAGGGCGUGCUCUUCAUCAAGGAGCGGCAGGAAGGGCUCUUCCGGCGAAACGAUGUGUUCACGGAACGAUGGUGCCGGCUAAGAGGCAACCUGUUUUUCUACUGCAAGACGAAGGACCCGUGUUCCGAACCAGUUGGAGUUAUUGUUCUCGAGCGUCAUUCUGUGAAGGAUGGUCCCAUUUCUGGAGGCCUCUAUUGUUUUACCAUUGCCUUUGAAGGGGACGAGCUGGCCAUACAUAUGGCAGCCCAAGGCUCAUCAGAGCGCGAGGCAUGGACGAGCGUGUUGCGGGACUCUAGUUACGAGCAUGUGCGGGAGGAAGUGCAAAUGCUCCGCUCCCGUCUCCUGUCACGUCAGCGAGAGUCCGACCCUGGCCUGUACAGCGGGCCAUCUUGCAAGCGCUCUCAGGAUGCGGAUGCCUCCUCUUCGAGCAAAAAAGACCCACUUCAAAAUGAACCAUUCCUUGAGCUUGGGCUUGCAUGUGACAACUUGCGCUGCGAUGCUGAUGGCCAGGCCCCCAACCCACUUGUUGUCGUUCUUACUGGAAGGCCUCGGCAUGGACUCUGGAGCAAGUUUGCUCAGACUGAAGUUGUUGAAAAGAGCAGCAACCCGUGUUUCCUGACCACUGUGGGAUUCCUAAAAAAGCAAGCAUGUGCAACCACCGAGGUCAAGCUCUGUGUUUACGAUGUCAGGGAACGAGUUACCUCUACGAAAACUCUGCUAGGCGAAGCCACGUUUGCCCUUGGCACACUAGUCCAAAUGCCUGGCUGCUUCCUCCGUCUUGCCCUCAUAUCACCGUCCUAUGAAAAUGUGGGUUUCGUGACCGUUACCGCCAGGGAACUUGAACCUGAGCUUACCCUGGCGAACAAAAAGGAUGCAAGCGAUCUCUUUUGGCCUACGGGAGAUCGGCGUCGCACGUACUCGUUGCCGGCAUGCAUGCCACGUCGUGCCUGCACGCCUCUGCAUGCCCAACUCAGGAUUAUCUUUGACGGCCUCAACUCGAAGACGUAUCGUUUCCACACGGGCUUGGGGGCUGAACUGCGAGUGCACGAAAUCAUGGCUGAGAGCAAGCUGUCCUUUUCUUUCCCUCAGCUGCUCCUAAAUCUGUGGAUAAAUGAAGAAAAGCAGCUGAUGGACACUGUCACUCAUCUGAGAGAGCUGAGCCCCGACUGGCAAGCCAAGCAGCUUUUAGCCAUAGAGCGUCACCUUCUGCGGAUCAACACUUACUCAGAGGCCCUGGAAAACCUGGCCAAGCAGAGGGGUGCCCAUUUCAAACCGUCCCGGUCCAAAGGGCUCGUCUCACUUGAGUUUGCCCCUGUCAACAUGCACCUGCAGAGGCUUUGGGUCCACAACACAACUAGCCACAAGAAAUGCGUUUACGAUGUGGUCACAGUGGGGGCAUUUACUGCUUAUGCCCAAAAGUUCCUGCAUGGUGGUCUGUACAAACUAUUAAAUCAGCUGAAGAAUGCCUACCCCUUGUUACAGCGGGAGGGCCAACCGUCCGUCCUGGGUCCUGACCGGCUAUCAACAGCGGCUCAGGCUGUGCUCAGCAUUGAACAUAUCAGGGAAGACAUCGAAGCCGAUGUCCAGCAGCUGAUGCAAUUAGCCGACCUCAAAGACAUCGUGGGCAUGGAGGCUGCAGCCAUCAAGAUUAGUGACAAGGCAAAGCAGUUGACAACACUGUGCAACCCAACAUUGGUUGACGAAGCACUGACUAUUUGGGAAGGGGCUCGUCUCGUCCAGCCAAACAAUGACAUUUCUGGUGCCGGCAAGACGUCUCCAAAGCGUUCCCUCCGGGCUCCACCAAUGGCACGGCUCAAGUCGGCUUCCUUGCCGCGAGAGUUUCCUGCACCACCAUGUGCAUCAUCUGGUUCCCCGUCUGAUGAGUCCUCCUGUGAUGAAGCCCCCAUUGAUUCAUUAUCCAUCAAUGGAAAUGUGUGCAGUGCUCAAGUUCGCCCUAUGCCUCAGCUGCACAAAUCAGACUCUAUGUAUUCAACUGAGGAAUCUCGUUUUUCUGGCCUUUCAGAGGAGUUUGAGCCUCUCGACCUGACUCACCUAAAUAUCCGUGCCAGCAUUAUGUGCAUGGUGGGGAGGGUGCAGCAUCUCGCUCAUGAGGAUGACGAUCAGCAUGUGGACGAGUCUGAGCUGCUCGAUCCCCUGACCCCGGUCAGCACACCGGGCGACAUGUCACCCUGGCAAGCCGAAUUGGCGCCAAGUGUACGGAAGUUGCGUCAAUCUAUGGCGUGCCUCCAGAAAGUGGCCCGGUUCACCUAUGCAUUGCUGUCACUCAAGGAGCCGCCGCCAUCAGCAUCGCUGAGUUACUCUGUUCGACAGAGACGAGAUAUCUGCUUCUCUCAAGCGCUAACAUCUCUAGUGGCCGGCCUCAUGUCCAAACUAUGGUGCCAACAGACAGACCCUCUGUUUGUGCACUGCCUGACCACAUUUGGUGUGCUGGCCCAGUUCACAGGCCUCCUCAGUUGCCAUGGAGAUGAGCUAGCCAUGCUUGAAGACAUGGUUGUAGCCAUAGAUGACCUUCGACGUGUUGCCUUUUGGCUCGAGCCAGCUACAAAUGUCUGCAGCCCAAAGCCUCGUGUUGAGGGAAGCCGAGUCUUCCUCUCAGUGCUGAUCCCAACACCGGAGACAGUGAUGACCAAAGUGCCGCACAGGGGCCGCUUUCAAUUUAGUGUCGUCCCCGUAUUUUUCAACGUUGGCAUCAAUGAACAGGCUACACUAGCUGAAAAAGUUGGUGACCAGAGCUUUCAAGAACGUAUCAACCUAGAUGGGGCAGCAUCGCUCAAGGAGUACUACAAGCAGUUUCAGAAAUUUCCUAUGCCAAAGCAUGAUGCACCAAGGGCUCGAAGCAUACAGCCACGGGAGCUGCCUCUUAUGGACGUGAUAGAGCAACUUCAAACCCACGUUCGCGGCCGUAAGAGCAAAGAUGUUGAGAUUCUUCAUCUUGCAAUGGAGGCAUGUCGUCGUAUGCGGGGCCUGCGCUUCACGAGCUGCAAGAGCGCCAAGGACCGAACUGGAAUGUGCGUGACAUUGGAACAGGGGCAGAUUCUGCUUCAAGACUUUGGUCUCGAUUCUAAGGAAGUGCCCAGGGCAGUGGCCUGCAUGCGAAGUGAGGGCACGAGACGGCACAACACCUUCAAGAACGUUGGCGUGUGCAAAUACGCCUUCAACAGCCUGCAGUUGAUGGCACUUCCCAAACAAUACCGCCCGCCGCCAGGCACCUUUGGCAAUGUCCAGUCCUAGUGGCCCUCCUCCUCUUCAAUCACACAGCAUCCUGCCAGCUUGCCAGUUCUGGAUUUUAGUGGCAUGCUCUCGACGCAUGCGUAGGAACACCCAAGCCACCAUCAUCUCCUUAGUUUUAUCAUUAACGAUUGCAUACGAGUUUUAUGUUGUCCAUCGCCAUUUUAGCACUGUUGCACAAAGUUCGCACAAGAUGCACGGUGAGGAUGUGAGGUGGUAUGACGCACGCCCACUCUUUGUCAGGCACUGUACCUACUGAAAUGUUCAAUGUGCAGUCCAAAGGGCAUGUUUGCCAUGCAUCAAGGAUUUUACGUAGAAUUGAUAUACGUCCCUUACUUACCCUAUGAUAUUGAUGUGGAAAGUGUAAGGAGUUGCUACAUCUUGAUGUGGAAGCGUUUCAACAGAAAGCCUGCAGAUUCAAGAGAGAAAGUGUCAGUGUGGCGAGUUGUGCUGACACCUCUGUUGUUUGAUACUUUAUGGUUCACUAGAAUGAGCACGUUCAAUUCUGAGAGACCUGUGGGAACGAUCGUGGUGCAAUACCUAAGUUUUGUUAGUGUUGCAUAGUUGCAUGCCUAUUGCCCCAUACCCUGUGAUCCAGGAUUUUUCUACUUCACUUGUGUGUAGUGUGGUGGAGUGAUCUCUUUAUGAAAGAUAGUUAGGCAGGUACCAAAAAGAUACUGAGGGACAAACAUGCAGUCAACCAUUGGGUUAUGAGUCAGUCCUCCAAUAUAAACAAACAAUGGUAUUUUGAGGCUAUUAGUUUUAGUAAAUACAGUCAUUUUCAUGACUUGGCUGAAAUUGAAUGUCCUUAGUCUGAUUUAGUGACUGCCUUCGGGGUCCUUUUUGAAAAUAAUGGUUUUAUAAGUCUUGAAGAAAAAAGAAAGCGGUUACUUAAAAAAAAAUGUCUUUUUUUUUUAAAUGUGCAAAAAAGUGAUGAUGUAUGCAAGCACAGAUGUACCACUGACCUGAAGGGGUUGAUGUAUUGCUUUCAAGGGUCAUGAGACAAAGUUUCUAAAUAUGUAGUUAGGUAUUUAGGAUGAGUAUUUCUCACAUCUAGUGGCAGUCUGGGAAACAUUUGUUACGAAAAGAUGCGGUGUGCCUGCAGAAAGGUUUCUAAUCCUGCACUUUUGCAAUUUCCAAGUAUGGCAUUUGUAAGGUUUUGGAGGCUGGGACACUUUAGGCUUGAGGUUGAUUUGUGGCCGAAGUAAGAGAUAUUUGUGAAAUAAGGCAAAGGUUUUUUAGGCUCUUAGUCUGCUGUGGGUAAAUUCCACAAUAUUUUCAAAAUAGUUUCACUUUCUCUAAGCAUGUAUUGGCAGCUUUUUUCUGUUUUUUGUAAGAGUGUGCUGUUUUCAUUAUCAAGAAAAAAAAAACUCGUAAAAAUGUGCAUAGGGCAGUUUUAAGAGUGUCCAUGCGUGGCAUAUCCUCACUUUUUCUUCUCUUUAAGAACCAAAGCUCAAUUUAAUAUAUGCCCUCCAAUUUGUUAUGCUUGAUACUUGAAAGGUAUAGGAAAUGGUGCCAAUAAUGUUGUGUGGGCUUUUAUAUUGCAAGUAAACCAUCGUUGCCAUAAGGAUGCGUAGCUGUAAUGGCACUGUAAAUUGUGACAUUUUUGUACAUAGAUAGAUUGUAUAUCACUAAUGAAAGCAAGCACUUGCUUCUUUGUCUUAACACACUACUUCCCUCUAGCAUUCUAAUGUACUAGUCCCUCCUCAUGUGAGCACUGUGAUUGUAUGUGUGUGGUUUCAUAUUUUUGUUACACAUAUUUUGAAGUUUAUAUGUACACGAAUAUGAUGUGUUUUUGCUUAUUACAGUUCAUCUUUCGUUGCAAUGGCAACAGACUCCUAGUUAAGCACCAAUGACGGGCUCCGAAAAUGUUUUUAUAAUUUAUCCGCAUUUCGGGUUUCCACAUACUUUAUUCUUUCAUUCUGUGGGUAACUGAACCAGGCAAAUUUGUCAAAAUUUUCAGCUUAUCAGAUAUUGAAUGUUGAUGGAGUUUGCCUUGAACAAUCUGCUGUUUUACAAGCCUAUAUUUGCCUGAAAAUUUUCUUUAUGUGUAGAGGUCAAGUUGAUGCCAUAAGCAACUGUCUACUUUGUCACAGUAGUUUCUUUUGGCUUUGGGUGCCUGCCAGAUAGAAGUUUAUUUUCAUUAUUCGCUUUUCUGAUUUGCAGUGUCAUAUUGCGACCCCCUGCUACAGGACGUGCGAAUUACAAAGCAAUGAUUACACAUAUUAUUCCUAAAUAUGCUGUAUUCUUCUAAAUGAGAUAGCCGUACCACUAUCAGAAAUAUAAGCAUCAUGCAAGGAUGAUGCCAUUAGUGGGAAUGGUGCUAUAUAUUAUCAUGUUGCUUAGCAAUGUCAGGAUUUCAGCACUUGAGUUUCUUCACCUAAAAUAUAUAGUUUACGGCUUGUAGUGAUCAUUUAUUCAUUUUUUUAAGUAUUUUGCAAAGCGUAAGCAUUUAGCAUGUUUCAUUCUGGUCUAAAUUUUUAACAGGGAUUUAUUUUUUUGAAAUGUUAGCUUGUGUCGGGUGUUAGGUAAAGGGAGCCACAAGCUUCAAUAUGCUUCACAUUAUGUGUGUGUUUUGAAAAAAAAAAAAAACUUUUCAAACAGCUUUGAAGCAGCACAAUAAGGGCUUUGGCAAUAGCUAUGCUCCCAUACAUUGGAAGACAUUUUUAAGUCUUUAUUACAAGUUGCAUGGCAGUGCUGAAGGGGACUGUUAGGACAAAGUAGUUUGUCUCUUCUUGUUUAGCAUCUGUGUUGUUUUCUUGCCCUGACCACCUCACUUGCGAAAGGUGCACACUUUGCAAAUGCUCACCACAGCUGUGUCUCUUGUGCACGGCUUUCAGCUCUUUCCAUAAUACUAGCCAGUCUUUGUAAGUGUUGUUGGGGAUACUUGUUGUGUUACCUCUUGGCAUUUUGUUUUUAUACCUGCGACAAUGCAAAUUGUUGUGCGAGAAUACAUGUACGAAUACUGUGGAGUAAACAAUUCUUUAUUCAUCG